Gloeophyllum trabeum ATCC 11539 is the source of this 335-nucleotide messenger RNA. RefSeq lists its product as uncharacterized. The record is from RefSeq and is a predicted model, not a curated record. The transcript is spliced from 2 exons. NCBI's taxonomy places the organism in Eukaryota, Fungi, Basidiomycota, Agaricomycetes, Gloeophyllales, Gloeophyllaceae. The annotation marks the transcript as partial.
CCCCGAUCGGAAAAGCCACGGAGGGAGGUGGGUAUGAUUGAUUAAAGGCUAUGCUUAGAAUCGAUACAGGGCUGAGUAAUGAUGUCAGUGUAUAUACAGAUGAACAUGCUGGUAUGGCUGAAAUGGGGUUGUAGGUCCAUGUGUACGACGCAAAAUGCGCUGCGUAUAGAGACGACAAGCCACCUGCACUCGAGUGUCAUGGCCAACCGUCCUGGCUCCGUCUGCGCAACGGCAGCGGGAGCCGAGGGGCCCGCGAAGACCUGCGAUGACCGUUGGAUAAGCUGAGUUUUCGGAUUGUUGCAAGUCUGCGCAGUCCCGCCCAAGAUACGGCAGCC